Molecule: messenger RNA, 9459 nt
Organism: Oncorhynchus nerka (sockeye salmon)
Lineage: Eukaryota; Metazoa; Chordata; Actinopteri; Salmoniformes; Salmonidae
Gene: rerea
Product: arginine-glutamic acid dipeptide (RE) repeats a
Biological process (GO): regulation of DNA-templated transcription
Cellular component (GO): nucleus
Molecular function (GO): sequence-specific DNA binding; transcription corepressor activity; chromatin binding
Source: RefSeq, a predicted model, not a curated record
UUUUUUUUAGUGGUUCUUCUAUAACACCAUAAUCCCCAACGGGGUAUUAUCAGAAAUCAUCAACCUAAACGUACCCGGGAUCGUUCCUCGUCUCUCCUUUGUCCCCGACUCGACCGUCGAUCAUUAGAAUCCAGCUCAUGUUUUAGUUUUGCUCGGUGUUUUAGUGUUGAGGGGGGGGCUCUUAAACUAGUGUCUGGUUAAAUAAAGACUAGCUCAGCCAUGUGGAUGCGUCUGUUGAACAGCUGAAGGGUGCUCCAGCCUACGGAGAGACGGAACGUGUAAUGUGUGCAUAUGAAAGGGGAGCGAGGAGGAGGAGGAGGGAGAGUGUGUGUGGAAAAAGGAAGCAGAGUCUGUGAACGAACGGAGAACUCACUGAUCCCCUGGAACCGGAGCACUCGAUACAAACAAUUUACUUUUUUUUUUUCAUACGCAAGAUAUCAAGAAGCUACACCACGUCGAAAAAACCCCAGGGGAAACGGAGGCAACCGUGUGUUUUCGGGAACGGCUGCCUCGGAGAUUAUUACGUGAUUACACGAGCAAAAGUGAGCCCAGGCAGGGCCGUCUUUUGUUGAGGCAAGUGGUCGUUCGCCUGUGUAGCAGGCAGGCAGGCAGGCAGCUGAAGGAUAAAGUGUCUGCCUGAUUAUUGUUUCAAGCCUCUGGUUUCUUGGAUCUGGCCCAGGACACGGGGUUUUAUUCGACGGGGUCAUCCUUGGUGAGGAUUGAAGUAGUUUGUGGCGGUUACUUUGGAACUGUACAGACAUCAGACUGGCGGCUUUUCCUGAAACACUGGGGUUGUUGGUGUGGCUGAAUUUUCCCUGGAUUUGAUUGGUCAAUUCAGAAGACUGAAGCCCAGGCUGACAGUCUACCUUUCACGGAGGCCCAGCCGUGAGAGGACUGAGGAAGGCACGUGGCGAAUCAUGACCGCGGACAAAGACAAGCCAGACAGGGAGAAGGACAGGGACAGAGACCGAGACAGGGAGAGGGACAGAGAGAGGGACAGAGACCGGGACAAGAGGGACAAAGCGUCCAGGGAGAGCGAGAGCUCACGACCGCGCCGUAGCUGCACGCUGGAGGGCGGAGCUAAGAACUACGCGGAGAGCGAGGACGAGGAUAACGAGAACAGGGGAGGGGCCGGGGCAGUAGGCGGGGUCAACAUGGGGAUGGGGGAGGAGUCAGGGAAGAAGGGAAAGAAGAAGAUGAUCAAGAAGAAGUCGAGGUAUGAACGGAUGGAGAACGGAGAGAUCACUUCCUUCAUUACUGAAGACGAUGUUGUUUACAGACCUGGCGAUUGUGUAUAUAUGGAGAGCCGCAGGCCCAACACUCCCUACUUCAUAUGUAGCAUUCAGGAUUUUAAACUGAGUAAGCGAGACCAUCUGUUACUCAGUGUUAAAUGGUACUACCGUCAGUCAGAGGUCCCAGACUCAGUCUACCAACACCUGGUGCAGGAUCGCAACAAUGAUAACGAUUCUGGCCGGGAGCUAGUCAUCACAGACCCCGUGGUCAAGAGCAGAGAACUCUUCAUCUCCGACUAUGUGGACACAUACCAUGCUGCUGCCCUCAGGGGGAAGUGUAACAUUGCCCAUUUCUCCGACAUCUUUGCUGCCAGGGAGUUCAAAGCUCGCAUCGACUCCUUUUUCUACAUCCUGGGAUACAACCCAGAGACCAGGCGACUAAACAGCACACAAGGAGAGAUCAGAGUGGGGCCGAGUCACCAAGCCAAGCUUCCCGAGCUGCAGCCCUUCCCCUCCGAGGCCCCGGGGGGCCUGGGUCAGGCUGUGACAGAGAAUGAGGAGCUGGUGUGGAUGCCAGGGGUCAACGACUGUGACCUGCUCAUGUACCUCAGGGCUGCAAGGAGCAUGGCGGCCUUCGCUGGGAUGUGUGACGGCGGAUCUACAGAAGACGGUUGCCUAGCAGCCUCGCGAGACGACACCACACUCAACGCACUCAACACGCUUCACGAGAGCAGUUACGAUGCAGGCAAGGCCCUACAGCGCCUGGUCAAGAAGCCUGUUCCCAAACUCAUAGAGAAGUGCUGGUCAGAAGACGAAGUGAAGCGGUUCAUUAAAGGGCUCAGACAGUACGGCAAGAACUUCUUCAAGAUUCGUAAAGAGCUGCUACCCAACAAGGAAACGGGUGAGUUGAUAACCUUCUACUACUACUGGAAGAAGACUCCUGAGGCGGCGUCGUCCAGGGCCCACCGUCGCCACCGUCGCCAGCCUGUGUUCCGACGCAUCAAGACACGCACUGCCUCAACCCCCGUCAACAUCCCGUCUAGACCCCCCUCCUCAGAGUUCUUGGACCUGAGUUCCGCCAGUGAAGAUGACCUGGACAGUGAAGACAGUGAGCAGGAGCUGAAGGGUUACGCCUGCAGACACUGUUUCACCACCACCUCUAAGGACUGGCACCACGGGGGCAGAGAGAACAUCUUGUUGUGUACAGACUGUCGUAUCCACUUUAAGAAGUACGGCGAGCUGCCCCCCAUCGAGAAGCCCGUGGACCCGCCUCCGUUUAUGUUCAAACCCGUCAAAGAGGAUGAGGAUGGACUCAGCGGGAAACAUAGCAUGAAGACCCGACGUAACAGAGGAUCGAUGUCGACGCUCCGUAGUGGCCGGAAGAAGCAGACAGCCAGUCCUGAUGGACGAGCGUCUCCAACCAAUGAGGACCUGCGGUCUAGUGGCCGUACCUCCCCCUCCGCAGCCUCCACAGACAGCACUGACAGCAAGACAGACCCCAUGAAGAAACCCAGCAAGAAGAUUAAGGAGGAGUCUCCUAUGAAGAGUGCCAAACGCCAGAGAGAGAAGGGAGGAGCCUCAGACACAGAGGACACAGACAACAGGACAAGUGCCAAGAAGUCCAAGACCCAGGAGCUGGGUCGGUCCGACUCGCCGUCAGAAUGCGAGGGAGAGGGAGAGGGCGAGAGCUCAGACGGGCACAGCGUCAACGAGGAGUGUAGCAGUGAUGCUAAAGACAUCGACCAGGAUAACCGCAGCUCCUCGCCCUCCAUCCCCAGCCCCCGAGACGGGGAGAGUGACUCGGACUCCUCCGCCCAGCAGCAGCUGCUCCUACUGCAGAGACAAGAGAGAGAGAGGGAGAGAGAGGGGCAGUCGCAGCACCCUCCGGUUAUCCAGUCCUGUCAGCCAGGGACCUCGGGUGGUCGUUCCACCACCCCUCCAUUACCUUCCACGUCCUCCUCAGUCCCCUCACUGGUCCCCCAGGUCCCACCCUCCUUCGCACCCCCCACUUCUCUUCCACUGCCUCUACCGCCUUCCAUGCCCCAACAGGCCGGCCCCCUCUCUCUCAACCAAUCAGGGGCAUCCAUCCACCCACAGCGGCGGCCCUCCCCCUCGCCUCAUUCUCCGCAGCAGGGGUUGUCUCAGGUUCCACCCCCAGGACCGCCAGGCUCCACCCAGUCGCUACCGAGCACGUUCCACGGCCCGCUGCCCCACUCAUCAUCCAUGCCGCACCCACUCCAAACUGGCCCCUCUCACCUGCCCCACCCCCACUCCCUGCCCCCUCAGAGCUUCCCAUUGGGCCCCCAGUCUCAGGUCCCGCCCUCCCCGCCCUCUCAUUCAAUCGCAGCAGCCGUCUCACAGGGCCCACACGCCCCCAGCCAAUCAUCGUCGUCCCAGGGUGGCUCGUCCAAUCAGCCGCACCGCGAGCAGCCCCUACACCCCGCCCCUUCCAUGUCCAUGCCCCACAUCAAGCCCCCUCCGACCACACCCAUCCCCCACAUGCCCAACCGCGACCCUCAGUCUCACAAACACGCCUCCACACCUCUCAGCGCCCCCCUUCCCCAGAUGCCCUCCAACCUGCCCCCUCCACCUGCCCUCAAGCCCCUUUCCUCCCUGUCCGCCCACCACCCUCCUCCUGCCCACCCUCCUCCCCUCCAGCUCAUGCCCCAGGGCCCAGGCCAGCAGCUCCAGCCUCCACCAGCCCAGCCCCUGUCCUCACCCAGUCCCAGAAUCUCCCCCUUUCAGAGAGAGAGAGGCAGCCAGCAUCACCCUCCUCCUCUUCCCCUUUCUGGACCAUCACCGUCCUCCCACCCCAACAUUCCCCAACAGUCCCCGUUCCCUCCUCACCCCUUCGCCCCUGUCCUGCCCCUCUCCUCCUCUGGCUGUCCUCCCCCCUCCUCAUCCUCCUCUCUACCAGCAGGCCUCCAGCCCCCCUCUUCCUCCAUCUCCAUGCCCCUCCCAGCCUCCGUCGGCUCCGCCUGCCCAGGCCCCGCCGUCCCACCUGUACACAUCAAGGAGGAACCUCUCGACGAAUCAGAGGAGCCCGAGAGCCCUCCGCCCCCUCCUCGGAGCCCCUCCCCCGAGCCUACCGUCGUCAACACGCCCAGCCAUGCCAGCCAAUCAGCACGGUUCUACAAGCACCUGGACCGUGGGUACAACACGUGUGCUAGAACAGACUUCUACUUUACUCCUCUGGCUGCUUCUAAACUGGCCAAGAAGAGAGAAGAGGCGCUGGAGCGGGUCAAGAGGGAGGCCGAGCAGAAAGCCCGGGAGGAGAAGGAGAGGGAGAAGGAACGAGAGAGAGAACGGGAAAGAGAGAAGGAACAGGAGAGAGCUGUGAAAGCCUCCAGUUCGUGUCACGACGGCCGUAUGGGUGACCCCCAGAUGGGUGGCUCCGCCCACAUGCGUCCUCCCUUCGACGGCCCCCCUACCUCCAUCGCCGCGGUGCCCCCUUACAUCGGCCCCGACACGCCCGCCCUGCGCACCCUCAGCGAGUACGCCCGCCCCCACGUCAUGUCCCCGACCAAUAGGAACCACCCCUUCUUCGUCUCCCUCAACCCCAACGACCCCCUGAUGGCCUAUCACAUGCCUGGCCUCUACAACGCCGACCCGGGCAUGCGGGAGCGCGAGCUGCGAGAGCGGGAGAUGAGGGAGAGAGAAAUGAGGGAGAGGGAGCUGAGAGAGAGGAUGAAGCCUGGGUUCGAACACAAACCCCCGGAACUAGAAGGCAUGCACCCCUCGGCGAACCCCAUGGAACACUUCGCCCGACACGGGGCCAUCUCCUUACCAUCCAUGGCGGGACCGCACCCCUUCGCCUCCUUCCACCCAGGUCUCAACCCCUUGGAGAGGGAGCGUUUGGCGUUGGCCGCGGGACCCCAGCUCAGACCAGACAUGAGCUACCCGGAGCGGCUGGCGGCGGAGAGGCUGCACGCCGAGAGGAUGGCGGCGGUGGCCAACGACCCUAUCGCCAGGCUUCAGAUGUUCAACAUCACGCCUCAUCACCACCAGCACUCCCACAUCCACUCACACCUGCACCUUCACCAGCAGGACUCCCUGCACCAAGGCGGUGGUGAAUGUCUUGUGUGCCCUCCAGGUUCGGGGGGGCACCCCCUCGUAGACCCCCUGGCAGGAGGCCCCCACCUCGCCCGCUUCCCCUACCCGCCCGGUGCAAUCCCCAACCCCCUCCUGGGACAGAACCCACACGAACAUGAGAUGCUGCGACACCCGGUCUUUGGUACUCCGUACCCCCGGGACCUUCCUCCCCAGAUGUCCGCAGCCCACCAGCUCCAGGCCAUGCAUGCCCAGUCUGCAGAGCUUCAGCGGCUAGCUAUGGAACAGCAGUGGCUGCAUGGACAUCACCACAUGCACGGUGGCCCACUUCCUGGCCAAGAGGACUAUUACAGCCGGCUGAAGAAGGAAAGCGACAAGCAACUGUAACCGACCAAUGGGGACGCAGGAAGUUGCCUAGGACACAGGAACAGGAAGUAGUUACAGAGCGGUCUGUCAGUCAGAGGAACUCGAUCUCCGCUCCUCCAAACAUUUCCCGUUACGAAGAACAACAAAAACUGAAGGAGAAAAAAAGAGGAGGAUUUUUCUGUUGUCUGUUUUUUCCUUCCCUGUUCGUGGGUUGUUUUUUUAUUUUUUUUUGUAUUUUUUAAGAACAUUGAGAGACUUUGUUUGGUGUAAAACUUUUAGCCUUCAAGUAGUGGCACCGACUUCAAGACUGAUUGUGACUUUCCUGCAUGAAACCUCCUCUAAAGCUUCCACAACGUGUUUGUAGCUAGCACACGUUCACUGUGCUAGUCGAUGGAAAGGAAACCAGGCAGAGAAAAGAACGUUCCAGACAUUAUAUCCACGGAAAGAUUCAAAACAAAGUGCUAUUGUUAUUUUAAUACCUUAUUGGAGGUUUUUAUCAUUUGAACGAAAAGCUGCAGCAUGGCAUUUUUUGAGUCUGUAAAUAGUAUAUAUAUAUAUAUAUAUAUAUAUAUAUACAUAUAAUUAUUAUUAUUAUAAUUGUUACUAGGUGUGGACUCUGAACCAAGUCAUUUAUAAACCUCCAAUAUGUUAUUGUGUUCUGAAGCAUUAUGCCUUGUUUUAACGGGGGGGGGGACGACAUAGCAUUACUAGAACAGCCAAAGGGUACAGCGAUGGUCCCAGUCCUGUGGGGUACCUCAGAGAGCUGUUAUAGCCCCAGACUCUCACAGCGAUGGUCCUAGUCCUGUGGGGUACCUCAGAGAGCUGUUAUAGCCCCAGACUCUCACAACGAUGGUCCCAGUCCUGUGGUGUGGUGUACCUCAGAGAGCUGUUAUAGCCCCAGACUAUCACAGCGAUGGUCCCAGUCCUGUGGUGUGGGGUACCUCAGAGAGCUGUUAUCGCCCCAGACUCUCACAGCGAUGGUCCCAGUCCUGUGGGGUACCUCAGAGAGCUGUAUAGCCGCAGACUCUCACAGCGAUGGUCCCAGUCCUGUGGGGUACCUCAGAGAGCUGUUAUAGCCCCAGACUAUCACAGCGAUGGUCCCAGUCCUGUGGUGUGGGGUACUUCAGAGAGCUGUUAUAGCCCCAGACUCUCACAGCGAUAGUCCCAGUCCUGUGGUGUGGGGUACCUCAGAGAGCUGUUAUAGCCCCAGACUCUCACAGCGAUAGUCCCAGUCCUGUGGUGUGGGGUACCUCAGAGAGCUGUUAUAGCCCCAGACUCUCACAGCGAUGGUCCCAGUCCUGUGGGGUACCUCAGAGAGCUGUUAUAGCCCCAGACUCUCACGUACACAAGACUGUCCCAUCCACCUCCUUUCAUUAUACGCCUCUUGACAAGCACCAUAUUGUCGGACAGAAUGCCUGAACUUACUGGGUCGAGUUAAUGAUUUGAGACCCUUGAAGAGGACUGACUAUAUCUCAGAGUCACCGAGUCAUCUAUGGAUCAGCAUAUCCCCCUACCCUGCCCUGUAGUGUACAAUACCCUGAUGCAGACAUCGUCUAUUGCACUCCAAGGAAGACUAGAUAGAAUCCCUCAGUUACUUCUUAAUGGAUGUUAGGUUACUACUCUUUGUGGAAGACUAGAUAGAAUCUCUCAGUGCUUUUAAUUGGGUUUGACACUCUACUCGACAUCGGUAUUGAGUCAACAUAAUUAAGAAACGUUUAAAGUUUAUAGGCAGAUUUUUAAACCUUGUUUUACAAUGUAUUAAAUUGUCUUCGUGUCUUCAAGCUACACUGAGACCCCAACGUGUGUUCUGAUCUGACUGUGGGUGAGUGGACUUGUACAAGGGUGCUAGAGGGAACUGCGGGUGGUGGUGAUGUUAACCCUGGUUUCCUCACUCCUCUAUUUGUCCCAAGUGUGGCUGCUACAGCAAGACUUCUCUAGCCUGGUAUGUUUGUGCCGUCUUGACAACUCCUAGGGUACCAGGCUAGUGUGUCUCCUCCAUGAGGGGAUCCUGAUAUAAUGUGUGCUGUGCUGCCAUAUUCACUGUGACUAACAGGCCUAGCUACAUGGGAGGGCAGGGGCCCAGUACUGGGACCAUAUUCUAGGAAGUGGAGCUGUAAUGUUGGUGGUCCUAUUGCCUCCAGGCUCUCGCUGUUCUCCCCUGCUGGCUGGUCAGCCGGCCCCUCAGCCGGCCCCUCAGCCUGCACAGCUUCUCCUGGCCUCCCCUACAAUGCCGGGGUGUGGAGUGUACUGUACGCCAUGCCAUUGACUGUUCUGUUCAGUUCACCUGACUGUCAUACCAGUCAACUGGCUGUUAGUUCUCACCUAUCCUAUGUUAGCCUAUGGUUGAGUUCCUUCUACUCCUCUCUGGUCCGUCCAUGUGCUCUGUUUGUCUGUUCAAUGCACAUUCACUCAUCUCAUGUACUCCUCUUCAUCUGCUGCUGCCUCCUCUUUCUGAUACCACCCUCCUCCUCUUUCUGAUACCACCCUCCUCUUUCUGAUACCACCCUCCUCCUCUUUCUGAUACCACCCUCCUCCUCUUUCUGAUACCACCCUCCUCCUCUUUCUGAUACCACCCUCCUCUUCUUUCUGAUACCACCCUCCUCCUCUUCCUGAUACCACCCUCCUCCUCUUCCUGAUACCACCCUCCUCCUCUUCCUGAUACCACCCUCCUCCUCUUUCUGACACCACCCUCCUCCUCUUUCUGAUACCACCCUCCUCCUCUUUCUGAUACCACCCUCCUCCUCUUUCUGAUACCACCCUCCUCCUCUUUCUGAUACCACCCUCCUCCUCUUUCUGAUACCACCCUCCUCCUCUAUCUGAUACCACCCUCCUCCUCUUUCUGAUACCACCCUCCUCCUCUUUCUGAUAUCACCCUCCUCCUCUUUCUGAUACCACCCUCCUCCUCUUUCUGAUACCACCCUCCUCCUCUUUCUGACACCACCCUCCUCCUCUUUCUGACACCACCCUCCUCCUCUUUCUGACACCACCUUCCUCCUCUUUCUGACACCACCUUCCUCCUCUUUCUGACACCACCCUCCUCCUCUUUCUGACACCACCUUCCUCCUCUUUCUGACACCACCCUCCUCCUCUUUCUGACACCACCCUCCUCUUUCUGAUACCACCAUUCUCCUCUUUCUGAUACCACCCUCCUCCUCUUUCUGAAACCACCCUCCUCUUUCUGACACCACCCUCCUCUUUCUGACACCACCCUCCUCUUUUUGAUACCCUUCUCCUUUUUCUGACACCCUCCUCCUUCUCUUUCUGACACCCUCCUCCUCCUCUUUCUGAUACCACCCUCCUCUUUCUGACACCCUCCUCCUCUUUCUGACACCCUCCUCUUUCUGACACCCUCCUCCUCUUUCUGACACCCUCCUCCUCUUUCUGACACCCUCCUCCUCUUUCUGACACCCUCCUCUUUCUGACACCCUCCUCUCUCUGACACCCUCCUCCUCUUUCUGACACCCUCCUCCUCCUCUUUCUGACACUACCCUCUUCUUCCUGCCUUUUAGUGUUCUCUCUCCUCUCCUCCAAACCCUUGGAUGUUAGGUGUUAUCAAUGGUUUAUCUUCUCAUUUCCAAGCAGCAAUAGCAGAAUGUCUAUACAUUCUGACCGGCUAAGAUUUAUAUAUAUAACUGGUAUCUUGAAGCAUAUUGUAUAUAUUAGUAGUCACCAUGGGGAUGACGACAUGACAAUGUAAACAAAACGUAGAAAUAAUAAGAAAGUGAGUCCUGUGUUCUCUCUCCAUUUGAGUAUUUUGUAAUUUUUUUGAAAAAUGUGUGGAAUUAAAAUAAACGAAUAAGUUACACCUCAA